UCGGGGAAACACAGUACAGUUAUCUAGUAGCGACACCCAAGAUUCGGCCACAUGGUGUCUUAUUGUAAACAGAGCUCGAUUGCAAAAUCUGAUCUGCAAAUGUGGUCAACAGCAAAGGUUUACAGUCACUUUGGUCAACAGGGCGUUGCCGUAUCGUGGGGAUAAUUCAGUAUUUAAAAUAUGGAAAACUGUAUUUGCGUGAACGACUUCGAAAUAUUGGCAACAAAAUUGCUUCCCAGAGGAAUUCUGGACUUUUGCAACUCCGGUGCAACAGACGAACAAUCUUUAGUGGAAAACUGCACAGCUUUCAAAUCCUGGCGAUUCCAACCUAGAGUUCUAAGAAAUGUUUCUAGUGUUGAUAUGACCAGUUCAGUGUUGGGGAGUAAAAUCAGUUUCCCAGUAUGCAUUGCUCCAUUUGGUUUGCACAAAAUGGCGUCUGAAAAGGGCGAAAUUGACUCUGCAAGAGCGACUGAAAAAAGUUGGGAGUGGUUUUGCAAUGAGCACCUGGUCGUCUUGUAGCAUGGAAGAAGUUUCUGCUGCUUCUCCCAACAGUUUACGAUGGUUCCAAUUAUACAUAAUGAAUGAUCGGAAGGUAUCUCAAAAUUUGGUUCAAAGGGCGGAGAAAAAUGGCUACAAAGCUAUUAUUGUUACUGUUGAUGGUGUGGCGCAUGGUAGACGCUAUAGAAACUUGAGAAAUAAGUUUACAUGGCCAUCCAAUUUGCCUCCAAAGAAUUUUGAUGCAGGUUUUAUGAAAGGAACAUCCGAAAUUGGUAAAGACAUUGAUUCAAGUAUGGACCAAUCAGUGACUUGGAAAGAUAUUGAUUGGCUAAGAAGUAUCACUGAUCUGCCAAUCAUAAUCAAAGGAAUAUUGACGGUGGAAAUGGCUUUGGAAGCGGUCGAACAUGGCGUUGCGGCUAUAGUUGUUUCGAAUCAUGGAGGGCGCAGACUGGAUAGUACAUUACCUGCAAUACACGCACUACCACAAAUUGCUAAAGCUGUAAACGGGAGAUGCGAAAUAUAUUUCGAUAGUGGGAUCAGAAAUGGGGGUGAUGUGGCAAAAGCUAUUGCCCUUGGUGCAAAAGCUGUAUUCGUUGGGAGGCCUAUUAUUUGGGGCCUUGCUUGUGGUGGGGAAAAGGGGGCAGAAAAAGUUUUGGAAAUUUUGAGAGAUGAAUUCGAAGUGUCGAUGAAGUUGUUGGGAGUUACUUCUAUUGCAGAAUUGCAAUCGGUUCCUGAUCUUGUGAUUCACGAGUCGAAAAUUUCAUCUCGAUUGUAAUAUUUUAGCCGUCACAAAAUGACGCCAUAAGGCUGGCAUUUAUUCAUAGUUUGAAGCAAUAUUUACCAAAGUAUUUUUAUAAAAGGUUAAUUAAUCAAAUUACAGGUCCAUAAGUCCAUGAGGUCCCUUUACAAUUUCAAUUUUGUUAUAAAGUUAGUUCUCUAUAUAUCUUGACCAGGUUUGUUGUUAAUCAGUAAUCGUUAAAGUAUUUUUAUUUCAUUUAAUACAACUGUGAGGGCCAAAACAAUAUAUGAUAUCGAUAAAUUUCCUUUGCAACUUGAAAACCUUUCGGACUUUAUGGACACCCUAUAUAUUUUCUCAAGACCGCUUUUUCAAGUUCACCCUUCACUGUCAUACUCUUUGCUUUUUUUUUAAAUUCAUAAAUUUAUUAGAAAUUAAACGUUAUUAGCAAACCUGCUUACAUUGUCCGUACUAAUUAAAAAAAAACUUCUAUCUUUUAUGCACUGAGUGCCGUACUAUUAUUGCAUGCCAUGUUUAUACUGUGAUUGCAUAAUUUUUAUUGGAGUCGACACAAGUGUAACGAGUAAUAUGCGAAUGAUGAUACAUGAAUCAUGCACUUCAUCAUAUUUAUUCAUUGCAUUCAGUCUUUCUGUUUUAAUUAUAUUGAGUUUCUGCAAACUAUGCAGAUUCAAUUGACCAUGGGCAUUUCUUGCUAAGAGCCUUGUUUCAAGACAUAAAAAAUUUGGUUAGUAUCACUAUUACAGUUAUUUAUUUGAAUUAACAUUAUUUCAACCAACACCUGUUUCGAGACUCAUCGAGAGUAACGUGUGUUGCUUUUACAUAAAUUUGUGCAAUAUCAUGAUCUUGGAGUAUCUAGUGUUUAUUCCAUGUCACACAAAGUACUUUCAUGCCUCAUUUUAAGUUUUGGCAGCUUUCUAUACUGUGUGUUUGCCUUGUGUACUUUCCAUCAUGUAUUGUAUACCAUAGUUGAGUUCAAAAUAAAGUAAUGAAACUGCUGUUAAUUUAAGAUUUUUGUUCUAAACCAGCUCAUUUUUCUGUUCAAAUGUCUGAUUGUAUUCUUGCUAUAUUUUAAACUGGUCUUGAAAAGACUCUCCAAUCCAAUCUCUUACAUAACUAUGCAUAACCUUGUUUUGCGAAACUAUUGUUUGGUGGUUAAGUAAAGCGUUUGCCAUGACUUUUUGUGAUUCAGAGUAAACAGGCCACGGUGAUAAUCAUUUAAAUAAAAAGGAACUAUCUGAAGGUUUUGUCGUCAAAAUUCUUAUUAUAAGUUAUAUAACUUAAA
Messenger RNA from Styela clava, 2537 nucleotides. Lineage: Eukaryota; Metazoa; Chordata; Ascidiacea; Stolidobranchia; Styelidae. The record is from RefSeq and is a predicted model, not a curated record.